This is a messenger RNA of Epinephelus lanceolatus (giant grouper), 4099 nucleotides long. RefSeq names its product v-crk avian sarcoma virus CT10 oncogene homolog-like (gene crkl). Gene Ontology annotation, molecular function: signaling adaptor activity; receptor tyrosine kinase binding. Gene Ontology annotation, biological process: enzyme-linked receptor protein signaling pathway; cell migration; positive regulation of ERK1 and ERK2 cascade. Lineage: Eukaryota; Metazoa; Chordata; Actinopteri; Perciformes; Serranidae. The record is from RefSeq and is a predicted model, not a curated record. Gene Ontology annotation, cellular component: cytoplasm.
CCUCCCGUCGCCAUUUUUCGGUCUCGUACUCGCACUUCUGGUGGCUCGGGUGAGGGGGGGGACGAGCAGAAAUAAGGGAAAGUAGAAAAUAAUAGAAUCGUUACGCCGGGAAUCCCUCGCGAGCGGUGAGGAAUGCACGCGUGAGCUCCGGAAGAGCGUCCUGGCACCUGAGAUGCACGCGCAGGAGACGAGCCGUUGCUGUGAAAUAAUUUUUUGUGUGAAGACGUGUUGCGGGCCGCCAUUUUUUUGCCGUGCUGCCUCAAAAGUCUGCUCCGACUCGAUAAAGGGGAUUCAAAAUCGCAUUUCCAUGACGCGUGCCUUACCGUGACACCACGAAGAUACUAGGAAACCAUUUCGUUUCCGACUGGCGACAUUUUUUGAGCCGACAUGAGGAUUUAUCAGAUGAAAAACUGAGGCCACCUUUUCCGCUCUCGUAACUGACACUGACUGGAGGAGAUAAAUUAUUAGAAGAGAAGCCUGGUGUGUUCUCGGAAGGCGGAACGAAAAAGGGAAGCUUCAUUGAUCAUUUGUUGCUUCGCCCUCCGUUGUCGUAAGUUUUUUUUUUAGUGUGUCUCUCUCUUGGCCGCUCAAACAAUCACUCAGCCAUUGACUGCUCAACACAGGAACCACAUUAUGUUCCAAAGUUGGAUCAAGCCAGUCGCAGCCUGUCUCUGAAAACGUCAGGUUGUUUUUUGUUUGCUCAUUCUUCUUCUUUUUAAUCAGAGGUCUCCGGAGCCUGCAGCGUUUGUGCAGAAACCACUCGAAAAACCUCACAGGGGCGACGUAUGCCCUGCCCUGCAUCUCCUGAAUCCUCCAAUUUGCUGUGAUUGGCCAAUCCCAACCACGCAUACACGUUUUAACUUAUUGCCUAGGCUUGUUUUGUAAUCUUUUUGUAGACUGAUAUUAACUUAUUGUUGCAAACAGACAUGUCAACUGCUCGGUUUGAUUCAUCUGACCGGUCCGCCUGGUAUUUUGGACCCGUGUCACGACAAGAGGCACAGAAUAGGUUACAAGGACAGAGACAUGGCAUGUUUCUGGUGCGAGACUCGUCGACCUGCCCUGGCGACUACGUGCUGUCAGUGUCGGAGAACUCCAAAGUGUCUCACUAUAUCAUCAACUCUUUGCCCAGCAAGAGGUUCAAGAUAGGCGACCAAGAGUUUGACCACCUCCCUGCUCUCCUGGAGUUCUACAAAAUCCACUACCUGGAUACCACCACGCUGAUAGAGCCAGCCCCCAGGUACUCAAGUUCAGUGAGCGCAGCCAUCCAGCCCAUGGGCGGCCUGGAGGAGAACCUGGAGUAUGUGCGGACUCUAUACGACUUCACUGGCAGCGAUGCAGAGGACCUUCCCUUCAAGAAGGGGGAAAUCCUCAUCAUCCUGGAGAAACCCGAGGAGCAGUGGUGGAGCGCCAAGAGUAAAGAGGGACGUGUUGGGAUGAUCCCCGUGCCCUAUGUGGAGAAAUUGGUACGACCUUCACCUCAUCCCGGCCAGCCUUCCCACGGAUCUCGCAACUCCAACAGCUACGGGAUCCCCGAGCCCUCCCACGCCCUCGUCCACGCCUACGCCCAGCCCCAGACGCCAUCGCCGCUGCCCCCUGGCACACCUGGAGCAGUUAUCACCCCUCUACCGUCCAUGCAGAACGGUCCUGUCAUGGCUAAGGCGAUCCAGAAACGAGUGCCCUGCGCUUAUGACAAAACAGCUCUUGCUUUAGAGGUCGGAGACAUCGUCAAGGUCACACGGAUGAACAUCAGCGGUCAGUGGGAGGGAGAGGUGAACGGACGGCGGGGUCUCUUCCCAUUCACCCAUGUCAAAAUCAUAGACCCCCAGAAUCCUGAUGAGAGUGACUGACCCACGAGUUCGACUGGACCUUCUCGCCAGUAUUGACCUGUACCUGAAUCUGCUGGCCGUCUCCACCUUUCCCGCCAGUGUCACCACGGUUACGUGCUUGCCUGCUUGGGGCUGUACCAUGAUAGCGACCCCUCUGUUGUUGCCAACCGUUGCAAGGCUUUCUGACUGUUUACAGCUUUGGACAUUGGAUCCAAACUAAAACCUGACCCCGUUUCUCCCAGUCCCCUCUCCUUUGACUUGGUUCCAGGCUGGGCAGUGUUUUUGCAUUAGUGUCCUUUUUCAUUUCCAGAUCACUGGGCAUCAGUGUGAGCGUGUGUGUGUGUGCGUAUGUAUAAGUGCAUGUGCGUGUGUGCGGGUGUGUGUGUGUGUGUGUUCACGAUAGAUAUUUGCCACAAUACAUCACAACGUGUCUGUUUUUUUUUUUUUAUUUGAUUUCUCUGAAUCUUUGUUGUUUGAAGUCUUGGGGACUUUAGAAAGUGUUGGUGUGUGUUUGUUUCGUUAAUGUGAGGAUAUUUGUACGAAGUAGGGAACGGCAUUAUCCCUAUGGACUUGGGAGAGCACUGAGGUAAUGAGGAGCUAACCAGCCAGUCAAAUGUUAUUUCUCCAAACAAUCAAGUCACUGUUGUACCUUAGCCAUCUCACAAGCACACACAUACACACACGUAUUGGCCGGGAGAUAUUCAGGUUGAUGGGUUUUUUGAUGUGUAUGUGAUGUGUGACUGGGGAGAAGCAGGAGAUGGGUUUGUGGAAGGUCUCAGUUGUACCAUAACAUAGAUCCCAUGAUCCCAUCCACUUUUCCACCUGGCACAAGUCUGGCUGACAAGACUUAUUUAUCUUUUCCUUAAUAAGACAUGACACGGCCAUAUGUGAUUUAAUCUUUUCCUUAUUUGUGCCACAUGAUCAACAAUAGUUUUUUUUGUUUGUUUGUUUUUUAUAUUUGUGACUUGGAGAAGAUGUAUGGUAGAGGGGUAACUUUGCAUGUCCACUCGGUACCUCUCGUUACUGUCCUUCACAUUACUUUGAACUAAAAGGACGUUGCUUAGAAAUUAGCAGGUUUUUAGUGCCAACAGCACCCAAGCACUAGAACAUAUAUUUCAACUUUCUGCAUAGCCAAGCUUUGAACAGGUUUUCAAAAAGUCAAGUAGCAACUGGCCAGCACUUCCCACAAGCAUCUGACAAGGCUAGCUAAAAAUGCAUUGUGGGCACAAGGACUGAAGGCUUUCCACUGAGGUGAGAAGCUCUGCUUUCAGUGGCGUAGGUCAGGGAAGGAGGAAAUGUCUCAGCAAGCCAAUGAGAAUCCCAUCAAUUGCCUUUUUUCAGAGAGUAAGUAAAUGCAUCUUUAGCGCAUGCAAUCCCCUCUCUAACUGUGUGUUCUUAAUGCGAUGUUGCUCCGGUCAAUUUAGGAUUUCAACCAGCUUAAAUAUUUGGUCUGUGCACAAUUUUUUUGUCUCUCUAUAUGCAAACAGACUCUUAUUGGAGUAGUGGAAAGCAUCUUUGUUCAUACUGUGCUGCAACCAAUUCUGUUUGACCAGUCACAGCGGAGGAUUAAACAGUUGUGCAAACAGUGCCGACCUCUAGAUUUCUGCUGUAAAAAAAUGAACCAUUUCACCCCUUCAUCUCUCCGCCUAGUGCUUUCCGUUCAAAUCAACGCUCAGCCAUUCACUCAGAUUAAUAUUGUGCAGCUUUUAGUUGUAUCCCGAUUUUUAUUUUGUUAUAGUCAGCUAUUAAAUCAAGCAUUUUUUUGUUUGAAAAUGAGUGAUGUUGUUAAACAAAAGUACCUACGGUGACAUUUACAAAAGGGAAAAAUGCCUGCUGGUUGCCUCUGUGCAUGACCUCUUGGCCAGGGAGAUGGUUCGACCUGGCCAAAUGCUGCUUAAUGUCAUUUAUUUCCUUAUUAAAUAAAAAGGUUUCUCUUAUUUUGAUCCCUCCUGGUCUGUGCGAACAAAGCCAGUGUGGGUUUUCCUCAUCAAACUUAAUGAAAUCUACUAAUUAAGCAAUACACCCUGAUUAUUUCCUUUCCUGAGGUGAACUUGCUUUUCUCAUGCUUCUGAGUUGUUUUGUAAUGGCAUUAACAGUAUUACUGUGCUUCUCAUAUUCUAGGAAAGCCUGUCUUUUACUUAAGAAUUGAAAAUUGUGCCUUUUAUUUUCUUAUACCAUUUACAUGUGUUAAUAUUUACCAUGGUUAACACCUGUGCUGGUAUUGACCCUUUAUGUACAGAACAAGUAAAUAAAAUUUACGUCUACUUCUUUAA